AUGAAGGGCUCCCUUUGACUUUAAUUAUAUUCCCUGUUUUUUUUUGCCAUCUCAGAAGUGAAGAGUGAGGUAUCUAUGAAGCUCUGUGGGCUAGAGUUCAUAAAAGCCAACAUCUACAUCUGUGCUAGUUCCAGGUGGAGAAGGCACCUGGAAGGGAUCCCUCAAAGUCAGCAAAGUUUUCUUGGUGCUUGCCAGUAUGCCAAGGGCUCAAAGCAGCAUUGUUUGAUGUCGAGACAAGACUUGGGAAGUGUGGGCUGCCUGGCCUGCUGUUCCAUGCCCGAUUUGCUGGCUCUUUGUUAA
Messenger RNA from Neogale vison (American mink), 300 nucleotides. RefSeq names its product insulin like 5 (gene INSL5). The record is from RefSeq and is a predicted model, not a curated record. The transcript has 3 exons. Gene Ontology annotation, biological process: positive regulation of feeding behavior. Lineage: Eukaryota; Metazoa; Chordata; Mammalia; Carnivora; Mustelidae.